AUGGGUUCGUGUAUUAGUUCAGAGUCGGCAGAAUAUGCGGACCAGAAAAAGAAAAGCCAGGCAAUCGACCGCAAAUUAGAUGAGGAUUCUAGAAAGCUACGGAGGGAAUGCAAGAUCUUACUCCUAGGGUCCGGUGAAAGCGGUAAAUCGACGAUAGUCAAACAAAUGAAAAUCAUCCAUCAAAACGGCUAUUCGCCUCAGGAGCUGUCUUUGUAUCGCCUAACCGUUUAUAAGAAUCUUAUGGAAUGCGCCAAGUCCUUAAUAGGAGCCUACGAUCAAUUCUCCGUCGAACCAUCAAGUCAAAAAGUCCGAGAUUAUAUUCAGUUCAUUUCCGAUUACAAUAUCGACCCCGAUCCGAAUACACCGCUAGACCCCAAAGUUGGAGAUGCGAUAACAUACAUUUGGAAUGACCCAUGUACUGCGACAGUCCUGGAUCAUCAAAAUGAGUUCUAUUUGAUGGACUCUGCGCCAUAUUUCUUCGAGGAAGCGAAGCGAAUCUCAUCUCGAAAUUACGCACCUAACGUAAAUGACGUGCUUCGUGCGAGAACGAAGACAACAGGUAUAUACGAAACCAGAUUUUCAAUGGGUCAACUAAGUAUACACAUGUUCGACGUGGGCGGUCAACGCAGCGAAAGAAAGAAAUGGAUUCACUGUUUCGAGAAUGUUACAUCCAUCAUAUUCUGUGUGGCGCUUAGCGAAUACGACCAAGUACUACUAGAAGAAAGUAAUCAGAAUCGAAUGAUGGAGAGCUUGGUACUGUUCGAUUCGGUCGUUAAUUCUCGGUGGUUUAUGCGAACAAGCAUCAUUCUCUUCCUAAACAAAGUGGAUCUCUUUCGGCAAAAACUCCCUCGUUCACCUCUAAGCAAUUACUUUCCGGAUUACUCUGGCGGCAACGAUGUGAAUCGCGCAGCGAAAUACCUUCUGUGGAGAUUCAACCAAGUAAACCGGGCUCAUCUAAACCUCUAUCCUCAUCUUACACAAGCGACCGACACCACAAAUAUCCGACUAGUAUUCGCUGCCGUUAAAGAGACGAUCCUACAAAAUGCCUUGAAAGAUUCGGGUAUUUUGUAG
This is a messenger RNA of Aspergillus tanneri, 1071 nucleotides long. RefSeq names its product guanine nucleotide-binding protein subunit alpha gpaB (gene gpaB). The coding region runs from base 1 to 1071 and encodes 356 amino acids. Gene Ontology annotation, biological process: adenylate cyclase-activating G protein-coupled receptor signaling pathway. Gene Ontology annotation, molecular function: G protein-coupled receptor binding; GTPase activity; G-protein beta/gamma-subunit complex binding. Lineage: Eukaryota; Fungi; Ascomycota; Eurotiomycetes; Eurotiales; Aspergillaceae. The record is from RefSeq and is a predicted model, not a curated record. Gene Ontology annotation, cellular component: heterotrimeric G-protein complex. The transcript is spliced from 6 exons.